CGCGAGAAGGAAGGGGUAAGCGCGGACAAGGAUCACACUGUUUACAAGACCCUGACUGAUAUGCGGAACAUAAUGGCUGACAUGAAGGAGGAAAGGUUAAAGCUAUAAGUGAUGAUGGUCCAGACGAAAGGGGGGAAAAGGAAGGGGAAAGCAACCGUUGUGGAGGAAGUGAGUAAUAGCAGCAGUGAAGAGGAAGACGAGGAGGAAUUGGAGCCCCCUCGAAAGUUGACCAAGGCAGAACGAAAAGCCCUGAAUCAGAUACGAGGAGGGCAAGGCACUAGUAAAAAGCAGCGGAAGAAUAAUGGAGGAGGUGGACAAGGAAGCAAUCAGGAACAGGCGGCGCAGGCCCCUCCUCAGCAACCCCAACCUCGGCAGGAGGCCGAGGUCGAGGUAGAGGACAAGACACUGGGGGAGGCCGAGGAAAUGGGGGCGGCCGAGGCAAUUGGCAGAAUUGGUUUUGCAAGUAUUGAUAUAUAUGCGAAUAUCAGAGGCGAGGUCUACGACUUCGAAGGGAACCUCAUCGAUCCCAAUGUGGAGGGAGGAAUGAGAAAGGAAGCCUUCGAACGUAUGGGGCGAGAUCUCCCAACAACUUUUCGACUGACUUCCCCGGAAGAAGUCGAACGGAUUGAGUUGGAAGCGGCGAUGGAGUCAUUGACGACUGAAGAUGCCAAGACCGCAAAUGAAGGGUUGAGUGAAGAACAGGAAAGGAUAUUGCAGCGAGCUCAGACAGUGGUCAGAAAAAUGACUCGAUGCAGGGAAACUUUUGUUCAAGUAUGUGCCGACAUGAAUGAAGAGUGGCUCGGGCUUCCCCAAGUCUUUCUGUUUGGAAGAUGGGACAGAGACGGCCAAGGAGGUCUUACUGAUGUUACCGCAUCACAACCUGGAUUGCCGUCGGCAGGGCGUUUGAUGGCCGCUACGGUCUUGUCCCGUCCUGCCUUCAAGCGACCUGCCACCGCUGGCCUCGCACAAGCUCGGAGGGCUCGAAGGCCGCCGCGGCCAAGGACAACACCAGAAGAAGGGCCAAGUCAGCUUGGGGAAACCGAGAUAAUUCCGAUUGAAGAAGACGAUGGCGAGGAGGGCGAAUUGUUGCGGGCCGAGGAUGAGAGGCAGGCCAAACAAUGGGCCAUGGAGAGGGAGCCAGAAACGGGCAAGGCCGAUGUUAGGGAAGGAGAGCUGAAAAAAAAGAAGCAAGCCUACACAAUUCCAAUAGAGCACGGGCUGAAUAUUGAGCAAAUCGUGGACUGGAUUUUGGAAAGCCAGCGCGAUUUGUUCACGCUCAAGGAGUUCUUGGCCGCGUCUCCCAAAAUCCGAGAAGAGUUCAGGCACCGAUUGUCAAGGAAGAAGGUUAUGACGAUUAAGAUGAGUGAUAUCUUUCCCCAGGAGAUUAGUUGGGCUCCUCCUGGGACAAAAAUGGACUGGCACUGUGUAGCAACUGGGUUGUUGAAAGUGCAAGUUGGACCGUGCGAAUACUCGGCGCUCAUCGACGAUGGAGCUGAGAUGAACAUCAUACGUGAGAGAGAAGCCCUGGGGACAGGCCCUACGACAUUCGGAAAAGUCCUCAUCCAAAAGAACGGAGAAGGGCGAGAAAGGCCAUUGAGAUUUGAAAGUCGGACGCUGAAUGAGGCGGAACGAAGAUAUUCCCAAUUUAAGAAGGAAACUCUUGCAGUGCUUCAUUGUUUCAGGAUCUUCCGUAACUACGUGUUUGGAAGACGGUUCAUCCUGCGGGUGGAUCCGACUGCCCUGGCGCAGUCACUGAAGAAUUAUUCUCCCUCGGAUCCAACUAUUAUUCGAUGGUUGAUUUAUAUCUGGAUGUUCGAUUUCGAGAUCGAGCGCAUUGCAGGAGCACAAAAUCGAGCCGAUGGAUUGAGUCGGAUCGAGUGGGACUCCUCGAAAGAUCAAGCAGAAGACUCGGUUCCUGUUGAUGGAUUUCUGGAAAUGGACGAGCAACAGUUGAGUAUCAAUGUUUGGGAGUAUAUUAGCAAUGCUUCGUCCCGACCUGGGAAGUCUAUCUGGAGUUCUCCGAGUUGUUAUCAGAAGCGUUCAGAACUUGUGAUGAGAGAGCCCUUUACUGAGGAGGAUCCCUGGGGCGAACAGUCCGCGGAACAAAUGAUGAGGUUGGCAUUGUGUGACCCAGUACAACUUUCGGAAGAACCCCUUACGAUUGAAAGGGGACAUGAGCAAGGCGACGAAGUCCUCAAGAUUUCUGGAGGAAUGGUAUUUCUCGUUAAUUCGUUGAUACAGGAAGAUCGCGGCAAGUUAAUGUUGGAAGAAGGGAAAGACAGUGAGAUUAAAGAAGCCUUUCGUGAGGAGGAAUAUGAUGGGAUUUAUAAGAAGAUUGGGCUUUGGCUGAAUGGGGAUUUGAACGAGGCAGAGAUAGAGCCAAAAAUAAGAGAGAAGGCAAAGGAUUUUGUCGUUCGACAGGGACAUCUUUUCAAAAAGUUUGACGAUGGUAUGCCUAAGAGAAUAGUAUGUGGGGUUCCAAGACAAUUGGAUGUGAUUGCGACUCUACAUGAUGGAAUAACGGGCGGACAUCGAUCUGCACGAGUGACAUUAAGAAAGAUCCAACAUCUCUAUUUUUGGGAUGGUAUGGGUAAGAUGGUGGUGGAAUUCUGCAACUCGUGUGUCCCUUAUCAGAAACGUUCGAAUCUCCGCUAUGCUGAGCCACUUAAUCCGCGGUAUGUGGUUGAGUCAGGCGGUGGAGGAGCCAUAGUCGUAAGGCUGCUGUUGGAUUGGGCCGUGCGGCAACGGAUUUUCUUGAGUAGGAGGCCGCAUCGCUGUACCCUUGGACGGAAGCACUGCAGAAAUUGUGCGGCGGCAGCGCUGGUUUUCUUGACGGUACGGCGAAAGCGCUGCCGAAUUCUUGGGGCGGGAGCGCUGGUUUUCUUGGCGGUACGGCGAAAGCGUUGCCGAAUUCUUUCGGCGGCAGCACCGAUUUUCUUGGCGGUGCGGCGGAAGCACUGCCGAAUUCUGGUGGCGGCAACACAGGUUUUCUUGGCGGUACGGCGAAAGCGCUGCCGAAUUCUUGCGGCGGCAACACCGGUUUUCUUGGCGGUGCGGCGGAAGCGCUGCUCAUAUUGUGCGGCGGCAUCGCUGGGUAUCUUGGCAGUACGGCGGAGGCGUUGUCGAAGGUUGUGGAGAUAGUAUUUUGCACAGGAUUACGAGAAGGGGGAUUGGGCGUUGCCGCAGGGACGGUACCGCCAAGAUGGAAGUGCACCUUGGAAUAGA
Molecule: messenger RNA, 3225 nt
Organism: Chara braunii
Lineage: Eukaryota; Viridiplantae; Streptophyta; Charophyceae; Charales; Characeae
Source: the annotation of a GenBank genome assembly